Messenger RNA from Closterium sp. NIES-65, 9612 nucleotides. NCBI's taxonomy places the organism in Eukaryota, Viridiplantae, Streptophyta, Zygnematophyceae, Desmidiales, Closteriaceae. The record is from the annotation of a GenBank genome assembly.
AUGGAAGGCGAGGGUAUCUGGUCUGAUCCCCUGCCUGUGGAGGGAAGUGCAUGGGAGGGUGGGCUCCGUUGGGGUGAUUCGCAUGCUGCAGUGGGGGAUUCGCGGAGCAAACAGUGUGUUACAAACGCGGGUGAUACUAUCGAGGGUGAUGCAUGGACGUUUGACGAUGCUGAAGGUGCGGGGUGUGAUGACGAGGUGUUGGGGAGCUGGGUGGGUGAGAUGGACGAGGGCGAUGGGGAGGUGGCGGAGGAGAGAAGCGAGGAAUGGGAAGGAGGGAUGGGACUGGGGAUGGGGAUGGGUUUUGAAAGCACGUGGUCUCGUGGUGCGUCAGCGUUCCCCCCAGGAGCUGCUUCUGCUGAAUUCGAGCCUGCUGAAACUGCUGAACCUGCUGGGCCGGCCAGUGACAGUGCUGCGUCCGUUGCCGGCAUUGCAGCAAGGCAGUCAGCAGGCAGGACGAACAGCACUGCUGGUGGGGCGUUCGGCAGUGCGGCACCGCCUGCCGGUGGUGGUGAUGCGGGUGGGGGGGCGUGCUGGAGUGCGGAGGAGGUGAAGCGGAUUAUGGCGUCUCUGGAGCAGCAGAGCCAGAGGGUGCUGCUGGCGCAGCAGAGGAAGCAGAGUAGAGAGAGGGGCCAGUUGGAGCAAGAUGGCGUGGGGAGGUGGAUGGGGAUGGGUAACGGUGAUGAUGUGGGUGGUAGGGAUGUGGUUGAUGAGCUGGCGAAGGGUCAUGCUGAGGUGGCGCGGGGCGAAGGUGUGGGAGGUUUAGGGCGGGAAGAUGGGGGUGGGACGUUCUUUGAUGAGGCGAAGGAGCUGGAGCGAGAUCUGGUGGCGCGAUGGGGUCGAGACGGGGAUAGAGGUGCCUGCGAUGAGGGCUCUGAGUGGACGCAAGAGGGCGUCAAGGGCGAGAGGAGAGAUGAGGGACAGGGAGGGGCCAGGGACGAUGGAGAUAGUGCGAGGGGAGGAGGGGAGGAGGAAGGGAGGACGUUCUUUGAUGAGGUGGCGGGGCUGCAGGAGGAACUAAAGGGGAUGGAGGGGGUGCAGGGGUUGACGGGGUUGCAGGAGCUGCAGGGAGUGGCGGUGGAGGAGGGGUUUGUGUCAAGUGCACUUGAGGGAUCAGAGCCGGGCAGAGCUACCAGCGCCAUCACCUGCAGCACCUGCAGCGGUAGUAUUGAUACCACUGGCAUCACCAGCAAUGGCAGCAAGAGCACCCGCUCUGGCUUCUCGUUUGAAGGCGCGUGCUCCUUUUCCACAGGCUCCGGCGCUCGUGAGCGGCCUCAACCCGCACACGGGGAAAGCAUCCACACAAGCGGCCUCGCUCGUGCCCGUGACCAUGCCCAGCCGCCUGCAGUUCCACCUCUAGCGGCGCUUCCAGCACUGUGUGAAGCAGCACCAAGAGGAGCGCUGGAAUGCGGUAUGCAGGAGAAGAGUGGAGGGGCAGUGGGGCCUCAGGGAGUGGAGCAGGGGAGGGUGCAUCGGGGGAAGGCACAGCUGGGCUCGCGUGGUGGUGCCAAAGGGAGGCUGAGAGGCAGGGGUUUCAAACGGGGAUUUCUGCUGGGUGGGGAGGACAGGACAGGGAAGGAGAAGGGUAGUGGUGUGCUGGGUGAGAGUGUGGUGGAGGGAGCGUGGAAAGAAAAGGACGGUGGUCGUGCCAGCCCUGUUAGUGGGGGCAGUCCUGGUAGUAUUGACAGCAACGUUGGUGGCGGUGGUGCUGCGGGUGCUGCUGCUGGUGUGGAUGCACCUGUUGCAUCGCCCUCGCAUGCACCACAAGCCGCACACGCCACACCUGCUGCAUCCCCCACGGACGAGGCGCAAGCAGUGUUCGCACGUGUGCACCCGCUCUGCAUGGCUGUGGUGGACGCGCGGGGGGACCACCAGCAGCUGCCACAUGCCAUUAAGCGAUUAGAAGAGGCGAUUGGGCACAGGGACGUGCCUGUGGGGGGGCUUCAAGCAUGCCUUGAGUUUAUCCUCUUCCCGCUCUUGCUCGUACUGUCUCCACCCACCCUAGCCUCCACUCCCUCCUCUUCCAAGCCGCCUGCAUCAGCUGCGGCAGGCGAAGGCUGGGCCAGCAGCACAGAGAACGAUCAUGCGGCUGGAAUCACGCCACCAUCGGCAGCGCUUGCAAGCAUGUCGGGCAUUGCACAGUCAGAGGAGGCUCGGCUGCUGGCAGUGCGCUGCCUCUCCGCCCUCCUCUCCCACCUCCCUCGCUGCUCGCCCUCCUCCUGCUGCUGCGCUGCUGCUACAAGCGGCCAAAGCACCAGUGCGAGCAGCAAUAGCAGCAGCAAGAGCAGUGGUAGCGGUGCGAGCAGCAAGUGUGUGGCGGGUGUGCUGCAGGCGCAGGAGGCAGCACCGCUGCUGGGUCACCUGCUCUCCAACAUGCUCGCAGCAGCAGAGGCGGAGGCUUGGGUGGGCACGAGGGGCAGCCAGGUGGUUCGGGUGGAGGCACUGCGAGCCGUGCGCCUGCUGGUGGAUGGGGUGAGCCGUGGAGCAUUGCAUUCCACUCGGCUGCAUGCGUGCAUGGUUGCAUUGCGUGUGGCAGGGCUUGCACAUGGUUCCUGUCUGUGCUACCAGCUACAUCAAUGCCAGCGUCUCCUGUCGCUUCCAUGUUCCUGCGCCCCUCUUCUCCCACCCUCUCGCACACACACACACCUGACUUCUCACCCUUCUCUUAUCUGCUGUUGUACUGCUCCCUGCCCUCGUCCGCACCCCAUUCCGUUUGAUACUGCACACGCAUCACACUCGCAGGCGCACACGCCCGCCGCGCUCGCCUUCUUCCUCCCGGGGAUCCUCAGUGGCCUCUCCCGCGCCGCCCUCGCCCCCUUCUCCCCACGCUCCAAUGAGCCGCUCACACGUGGCGCCGCAGCGGACCCCUCCGCAGUGGCCGAGGCGCUGCUUGGCCUUUCACAGGCGCUAGUGCUGGUCAUGGGGGAUGCUUAUGACGAGGAUGGACAUGACGAGGGUAAAGGGGAGGAGAAUGAGCAAGGGAGUGAGAGAUGGGAGACAGAGGAGGAGAGGGCUUUGAGCAUGCUGCAGCAGAUGGUGGGUCGCAUGGAGGGGAGGAAGGGGGAGGGGAGGAAGGGAGGAGAAGGAGAGGAGGAUUGGUUGGGAGAGCAGGGGGUGGGGUCAGAAGGGGAGCUGCAAGGAGAAAAGGCAAGCGGCACAGCAGGGACGGGGGAAGGCGCGGUGAUACUGAGGGAAGUGAGUGUGAGAAGGCGGUGUGAAGAAGAGAGUAAUACCCCACCGACACAUGCAGGAACAGGUGUGGGGCGUGCGGGGGCAGGAGGUGCAGGGAAGGGUGGGAGGGGAGGAGACGGCAGGGCAAGGGGGGCAGGAGGAGGGGCGGGGAGAGGGGUGAUGGUGCUGCGGGUGGAGAUGGACGAGGCGUGGCGCAGGGAGACAGGCGCCAAGGUGCUCGUGCUGCUGCACAAAGUGCUUCCCAAGAUGCUGCACUUCCCCGCCCCCAAGGUCCGCUGUGCAUUAGUAGAUAUGCUGGGAGAGCUGUUGCUGCGCUGCCCCUGCUCCCUCUCAGCCUCGCGCCCCCUGCUGCUCGAGUGCGUCCUCCUCCUCGCCUCUGACCACUGGCCCUCCGUCGCGUCCUCUGCUCGCCGCCUCCUUGCCCGUGCUGUCAUCACUGAGCACAAGCCAGCACCGCCAUCAUUACCACCAGUAGCAGCGGCUACUGGUGGGGCAGUGCCUCAGAAGUGUAUAGGCACAGGGUGCAUCGAGGUGGCGAAUGUAGCUCUGGCGGAGAUGGUGGAGAGGCACAUGGCAUCCCUCGCAACUCCCGCCCCGCCCACCUCUCAUUUCCCGCCCUCCUCCCUGCCCCUCCACUCCCCGCUGCUUCCAUCGCCCACCCUCUCCACCGUCUCCCCUGUCGCCUCCGCCUCGCACCUGCAAGCCACCACGGUCUCACUCCGAGUGCUCGCAGCGGGUGUCAUCACAGCAGGGCGUCUGCCCACCGCGCAACACAUCCUGGACCCGGCCUUCUCUGCGCGCCUCUCCACGGCCAUCUCUCUGCAUCUGCCCUUUGCACCCGGCAGCCCCCACACGCUCGAGUCCUCCCCUGCUCCUGCCCUCGCGCUUUCACCACUGCUGGGCUCAGCUGUUGCGUCAGGUGAAUCCCCAGGUGUUAUGCCAGCCAGCCCACGUGUUCCAUCAGCACUGCGCUCUGCAGCCACAGGAGAGGAGAGCGAGGAGGAGCGAUGGCGACGGUGGCUCUGGGUGGUAUUGGAUCAACACGACGGGCAGCACAACCUGAAUGGAUCAUCUGAUCUCAGAGGAGCGACAGAGCCCUCAGUGCGUGUGCUGCAAGGGGCGCUAGCUGUAGAUGCCACUGCCCCUCCGCUCUUCUGGUUCUGCCGCUUCCUGCGAGUGCUCGCCCGCCUUGCUGCUGCUGCUGAUGCCCGUGAUACUGCUGAUACUGGUGCUGGUGGUGUUGCUGGUGCGCCGACGACGUGGCAACAGCCAAUGGGGGCUCUUCCCGCCCUUUUCCAGCCACUCCUGGAAGGACUGCGUGAGGCUGUGGGGAGAAUCGGGGACGAGAGGCGGAGGGAGAGGAGACGAGCCCGGGCCAAGAAGAAGGAAAGGGUGGACGUCGAGGGGAUGGGAAAGGGGGUUGAGGAAGGGGAGAGGGGACAGGCGGGCAGGAGGCAAGGGAAAGAGGAGGGGGGGCGAAGGAAGGUGAAGGGGAGGAGGAAAGACGGGAAGUCGGAUGGGGAGAAGCAGGGUGCGGAAAGGAGGGAGGUAGAGGGAAGGAAGGAGGGAGAGCAGGACCUUUUAGGGCAGGUUUCUGCUGUUCGGGCAGCUUCGUCAUUUCUGUUGGCUCUGAGCGAAGCCCUUGCUGGCAUCAGUGGCGGGCCAUGGGAUCCCCGCCGUGGGGGCGAGGGUGCGGAGAUGGGAAGUGGAGCAGUGCAGGUUGAGGAGCGGAGGGAGGAAGAGGAGCAGAGAGAUCAGCAGCUCAAGGCAGUGGCGCAAAGGGAUGACAGGUGGCAUGUGGUGAUUGGUCCGGUGGUGCAGUCAGUGUUGGGCGAGCUGCUGAACGAGGACCUUUGGGAUCUGCCUGUGGAUGUGACGCAGGGGGGAGGGAGAGCGGUGCAGAGCGGUGGUGGAGGGGAAUGGAUGGGUGAGGAGGAGCGAAGGGGGAUGAUGCGCAGGCUCAAUGAGAACGCCAACCUGCAAGCUGUGAGUGGGGAGCAGAGAGUCAAGAAGGGAUAUUGGCAUGGCUCUGGUAUCUCCCUUUGCACCAUCUUUAUCUUUUCAUAUUUUCCCUUUGCUCUUACCUUUCUCUUCUCCCCUCCUCCCAUCAGGUGCUCCUCCUAUCCCUCUCAGCAGCGCUCUCAGCUCUCGGCCAAUCACACGCCACAAACUCCGGUGCCGGCGUUGGUAGCGGCCAACAUGGACUAUGCCAUAGCUACCGUGUGCCAAGGCCUCUCCACCCUGCACUGCCACCCCUCCGCGCCCCGCCUGCUGCUCGCCGUCAUGCACCUGCUGCCCCUCGUACCUCCCGCCUCUGCAACCGCCGCCCCUGCUGCUCCUGUACUGCCUGCGGCCCCUGCAGUGCCUGGGGAGUAUGCGGGGGAAGCAGCAGACAGUCGCCUGCACCAAGCUGAUGCGAGCAAACGCUCCGGGUCAUCAGCAGUGGGAAGCGGAGGGGCAGCAGCAGCAGGGUCAGCGGUGUCAGUGGCAGCGACAGCGGCGUCGGUGUUGCCAUCGGCGUUUGAGAGCAUGCUGCCCCUCAUCAUCCACCCGUCCUGUGCUGGGAGAUCUCGUCAACUGCUCGUGUACCCUCCUUGCGAAAAUGGCACUGCUCUGUCCUUUACUGCCAUCCUCGUCUCCCUUCCCCAUUCUGCCUUCCCCAUUCUGCCUUCCCCAUUCUGCCUUCCCCAUUCUGCCUUCCCCAUUCUGCCUUCCCCAUUCUGCCUUCUCCUCACUGCCUUCGCCUUCCCCCUUCUUCCUUCGCCCUUCUCCCUUCCCUUGUCACAGAUUCGUUCUGUCCUGGCCUCGCUCCAAAUCACCGCUCGUUUGCAGCAUGCCCCCCAUAUAGUCACCCUCGUUCAGGUGCUCCGUGUGCUGAUGUCAGCAUGUGCCAUUGCCACAUCAGCAAAGCGCGCAGAUGCCGAGGCUGCAGCCUCGGCAGCAAUUGCGGUGCUCCGGAGGGAGGAACGAGCCCGGCGCAAGCAGCUUCGGAAGCUGCGGCGAGCCAAGGAGGGAUGUGGUGGUGAGGAGGGGAGGAGCAGACUGGACGCUCGGAGCGGCCUUGAUAAGCCUUACCCACACGUCAGCCGUGUUAGCCCUGAGUCUCAUGCUGCUGGUCUCGCAGCCUCUCCUGCCGGCAUUGAAGCUCGGCUUGCUCCUCAAGGGAGCAGUAGCAGCAGCAGCUUGUGUGGUGGGAGCGGCAGCAGUGGUGUCGCAGAUAGCGGCAGUGCCAGAGACUCAAAGUCACCAGCUGAUUCAGCAGCCGUGCGUGCCUUCUUCACACGCCGCAUGCAGGCUGCUGCCGCUGCUGUGCGGGGUGAGGGGGCGCUGAGUGGGACGGAGGCAGUGGAGGGGAAAGAGGAGGAGGGUGAGAUGUUGGGGGAGGGGGAGAGGGAGGAAGAGGGGAAUUCGAGUGAUGAGGAGUGGGACAACUCAGGGUCGGAUACAGAGUCAGAGGGAGAUGACAAGGAGGAGGCACGGGAAGAGGGGAAUGCAGCUGAGCAGUGGAGUGUGCGCCAUGUGCUGAGCCAGCUGUCGGAUCGCACGAGAGUGGUGGCCAUGCAUGCACAGCUGGCUGCCGCCUGCCUGGAGGCCUGUGGGCCGCUCAUGGCCAGUCGGGAUGCUGAGCUGGCGCUGCUCGCUGCUGACGUGGCGCAAACUUCUGUGGCUGCCAUGUCAGCGUCUGAUGUCGCACAGCGAGCGAGGGCCAAUGAGCUGGAGGCGGUGAGGGAGGUGGUUCGGUUGAGAGUGAAACGAGCCAAGACACACCUCACUGCCCUGCAGGACUCAGGCUUGGGCACAGGUCCGGCCAUAGGUUUGGAGUCAGGUUUGGGUGGAGGUCUGGGGAGCGGUUUGCUGGACUGGUUGGAGGAUGAUGUGGCAGGGCUACAGGCUGACCUGGCAUCGCUGCAGGAUGACGUGGCAGCCAUGCAUGACACGGAGGAUGCUCUCAAGGUGGCGGAUGCUGUGAGGGACGAGACCAAUUGGCUGCUGCCACGUGUGCACAUGAUCUGGCCCCAUGCUGUCUCUGGCCUCACGAGGAGCCACCCUGCUCUCAUCAUCUCAUCCAUCCACGUCAUCACAGCUCUGUCCACGACGUGUGACGAUGCCUUCAUGGCCAGAAAGAUCCGGGAAGAUUCCUGGCCUCUCAUGGCGGCCCUGCUCCUCCAGGGCCCCCCUCUUCCCUCUUACUCCUCUCCCUCCUUCUCUUGCUCCUCGCCCUCCACCCCCUUCCUCGCGUCCAUCUCCUCUCGGCGUCUCACCAAUCCAAGUCCCGUGGACCUCACGAGGCUACUCACCCUCAGACCCGUACCAGAUUCUGGUUCGGUGGCAUCGCCGAGCCUGGCUACUGAACCUGCCACAUCAAACGACUCUGAAGGUUCGGGAACCGAACCUACUCUCACGAGCCGCCUUCAACCCAUGUCCCGUUCGGAUCUCCUCCUCACUCCCACAUCCUCCACCCAACCCCAACAACACACACAGUACCCCUCACCCUCUUUUCCACACCCCCCCUUACCCUCCUCCUCACACCCACUCUCUCACGCUUCCAUAAUGGCCCCAUCACCAUCCCCAACUCUUUCCCAGACCACGUCAGCAUCCACUAGCACACGCAACGCUGCCACGUCAGCAUGCUCAGGUGUGGCACCUUCUGCGAGAGAGCGAGUGCAAAUGGCAGUGCUGAUGUGGAUUGCAGAGGUGGCGCAAUCUGACAGGUCGAGAGAGGGCGGCGGAGUCGCGUUGAGAUCAGUGGCAUGUGAUGUGAUUGUGGUGCUUAUGGCAGUGCUGGCAGAAAGGAGGAGUGGGGGAGAAGAACUAAUUCAUGCUUUCCGCGAUGGCGGCAACAGCAGCAGUAGCGAUCUCAAGCCAUCCAUGGUGAAAAGGGCAGCUGAGGCAGCAGUAUCUCUUGGCCGCGCACACAAGGAGAAUGUCACCACGUUUCUGUCUCAUGUCAUCCAGUCAAUUGCUUCCACAUCACCGCCGCAGCUAAGUGCCGCUGCGCAGAGAUCCGACAUUGUGGUCGUGGAUGGUGGAAAUUCAACAGAUGGAAUUUCCCAGAACGAGCUUGUGAAAGUAGCAGAGGCGUCGUUACGAGGCACAGAGAGCUCUUCUGCAGCAGCCAUGGCGGUGCCGCUGGUUCGCACGACAAGCGCGGACUCGCCUCUCCGCGCGCCGGCAUCCCUCAUCCCCGACGCUGACUGCCUCGACGUCCCCACCGUCCUCGUCGUCUUACCCGACGGCUCCGUGCGACUGUACGACACGCGUCGCCUGACCGUGUGCGACGUGCUGUGCGACUAUCCGAGCCACGCGCUGUCAUGCACGACCACGGGCCCCGUGCUCCAGCAGCAGCGGGUCCUUAACCUCAACGCCACCUACUACCUCCGCCGAGUCUCCCCGCCCGCGGCGGCGGCUGCGGCGGAGGCUCUUUCCGCGAGCGUCGUCUCGGUGCAAAAUCCCGAUCUUCAAUGCGCGCCGUUCUCGGCGGCGCACUCCCCGCACGACACGGGGGGAUGCCCCAAGGAGGCUCUUGACUCGUCGUUUGAUGCGCCUGGAGAGGAGACUAAAAUGGCGCGGUCCGCCUCCGCGCGGAACCUCGAGCAAAAUCGCGCGCAGUGGGAACACGUGGCGGAGCGGAGGACUUCCAGCUGGGACGCUGCGGAUCCUGAGCCACGUCGGCAUGACGUCAGCGACGGCAUCAUCCGGGGCAAUCGCAUAAAUCCAAUUCUGGCCGAGUUAGAAACGCUGGAAGACGACGGCGAAGUUCCUCCCACGCCCUCGACGGAAUCCGGCAAGUCGUCGUCCCCCACGGCCAGCGCGAGACGGACUCUGAUGGGCAAGCUGGUUCGCUUCAAGCUGCCCAUCGGGCGGCGCAGCAGCAGCUACGAUCAAGCCUCUCCCGUCGGAUUCCGCACUGAAAACACUCGCGUGAGCCCCCGAACUCCGCGCUCUCCGUGCCCUGUCAUCCCUAAGAGCCCCCGCUUCAAACCUUCAGGCACAGCUGCUGCUAACACUUCGGUGCAAUUCGAAUUGAGCGACACGGAUAUCGCGUGCCAUGGCAGCUGGGGUGACAAUCUCCCAAAGGCGAGCGGGUAUUCCCGGGGGGGAGAGUGGGUGGAUGUGAGCUGCGACGUGUUCACGAGCGACACACGGAUCGUCCGCCGCGCGGUCAUGCUCGUAAAGCCUGCGGGGACCAUGAGCGGGGGUGCACGUAACGCACAGCCGCUUAUUCAAAGAAACUCGUCAGAUCCUGCAUUGGCUGCUGGUUCGCGGGCUGUAACACCAGUGUGGUUGAAAAAUGGCAAUUACACUCAGCAGUUCCCUCUGCCUGUUGUGGUGCCAAGGCAGUCGCGGCACAGCGCUGAUUUUAUCUCUUCAACUGAAAGAUGCUUCACCAGCCCCCUGCUUCAUCGGAUGCUGGAGACAUGA